Musa acuminata subsp. malaccensis (wild Malaysian banana) is the source of this 1181-nucleotide messenger RNA. RefSeq names its product protein TIFY 10a. Lineage: Eukaryota; Viridiplantae; Streptophyta; Magnoliopsida; Zingiberales; Musaceae. Gene Ontology annotation, cellular component: nucleus. Gene Ontology annotation, biological process: regulation of defense response; response to wounding; regulation of jasmonic acid mediated signaling pathway. The record is from RefSeq and is a predicted model, not a curated record.
GGAAGGCGAGUGGGGAAAGGGGAGACGGUGACCGAGUUGGGUUGGGUCGAUCGAGCGAGAGAGGUGGGCAGAUCCGCGCUUGUUUCGGGGGAGAGGAAGAGUGAUCGGUGAGACAUGGCGGAGAAGCAGGAGAGGACCAACUUCGCGCUGACCUGCAGUCUACUGAGCCUGUACAUCAAGGAGAAGAAGGGGAGCGUCGCCGACCUCGGGAUCGGGAUCGCGAUCGCCCCGAUUGCCGCCAAAGGAAAAUCAGGGUUGUUUCGACCGCCGACUACCGUGAGUUGGUUGCCGGAGAGCGACAUCUCGAGCGGAGCUGGCGGCGAGAGGAGAACGGAAGGGGACGAAGUUCCCCAGGGGAACGCCCUGGAGCUGUUUCCCCAGCGUGUUGGUUUCGGCCCCGCUGCGUCGGAGGAUGUUAGGGAUGCGGAAAGCGCCCCACUCACAAUCUUCUAUGGAGGAAAGGUGUCGGUGUUCGACAAUUUCCCGGCCGAGAAGGCCAAUGAUCUGAUGCAGCUUGCGAGCAAGGGCAACUCAACCGCACCGAACUUUGGCUAUGUGCCCGCUUCCUCAAGCUCGGCUAUGUCAAGUUCGACAGCCCUUUCGGAUCAAAAUCCGACCUUGCCCAAAUCUGCAAACGCUUCAUUGGCUUCCCAUGUCCGUCUGCCCAGAUCAGCACAAUCUGGCCUUUCUGAUCUUCCUAUUGCUAGAAAGGCUUCGCUCCAGCGAUUCCUCGAGAAGAGAAAGGAUCGGAUCAAUGCAAGAGCACCGUAUCAAGUCACUGCCUCCACCGGAAUGGGAGUACCUGUCGAGCAAGAAGGCAGCAGAGCAUGGCUUGGAUUGGGUCCUCGGUCCUCAAUUGCCAGCCUCACAAAAUGAAGUCAAACACAGAUGCUAUCCUGCUUGAAGCCAAUCGAUCACUCACAAGUUUGGACUACUUACUUUUUUUUGAGGAACUUGCGUUCCUUUUCUAAGAAGAUCUUUCGAUGUUGUCACCGACAGACUUAGAUCUCAGAGUUAUUCUGAAACUGUAGCUCAUGCUUCCAUAUAGGAAUCAUGGGGGAAAUAUGUAUGUUUGAAAUCUUAGUAGCAGGAGUGUUGUUCCCCUGUCAUAGUACCCGAAACAAAUCAUGGCUGUUCAAUAGAAUUAACUUUUUAAUCUUAGAUAUGUUGCAAACUGGAAA